Racocetra fulgida is the source of this 395-nucleotide messenger RNA. The record is from the annotation of a GenBank genome assembly. NCBI's taxonomy places the organism in Eukaryota, Fungi, Glomeromycota, Glomeromycetes, Diversisporales, Gigasporaceae.
CCUGUGUUGUAAUCCUCCUAGUAGAUUCGGUGCAACAAACUCUUACCAGAAACUCAUUUUUGUCAAUGCCAUUGCUGUGAUUCCGAUUGAACAUUGGGCUUCCCUGGAUCUUCUUGAAAAUUUAGCUACAAAGUGUGUUCACUUGACUUCACAAGAUAAAGAAGAGAUUUUUACAAAGUACAAGGAGCACCUUCGUUCAAUAAUAUCAACUGGACCGAUGCUUAAAAAGGCAAAAGAAAGAGCCCAGAAACUGCAUGAAAAUGCAGAACGUUCAUUUAAUUGUCCAGAAGCCACCGUGGAUGCCACCAAAAUUCUUGCAAAUGCUACCGAAAACCUCGUGAACGCAAAAGAAGUUCUAUAUGAAUCAAAAUUGAAAGCGCGUGCAUAUGAUAGAU